GGAGAGAGCGGCCCCUCGCCCGCCCAGUUCCCCAGGCCGCCCGCUCAUUGAGCGCGCGCUGCUCGGCGCCGGCACAGCCCGCGGGCCUGGCGCUGUGCGGACCCGGCAGGCGGUAUGCUUCGGUGGAUUGCGUCCCGGGGCGCCCGGGGUCUGGGGGUCGGCGGGGGCGCGCAUCCUGCCGUGGGGCUCUGCCACCCGGGCCGCAGCUCCAGCAGCCGGUCUUCCGAUGCGCCCCGAAACCAGCCCCCUAGCUCCGAGUUCGUGGCCCGGACGGUGGGCGUCUGCUCCAUGAUGCGGCUGCCGGUGCAGGCCUCUCCCGAGGGGCUGGACGCCGCCUUCGUCGGGGUGCCGCUGGACAUUGGGACCUCCAACCGGCCCGGGGCGAGAUUUGGACCCCGGCGGAUCCGGGAAGAAUCGGUGAUGCUUCGGACAGUCAACCCUAGCACGGGGGCCCUCCCCUUCCAGUCCCUCAUGGUUGCAGACCUAGGCGACGUGAACGUCAAUCUUUACAACCUUCAGGAUAGCUGCCGUUUAAUUCGAGAGGCCUAUGAGAAAAUUGUAACAGCUGGCUGUAUUCCCCUGACCUUGGGUGGAGAUCACACAAUCACAUAUCCGAUUCUGCAAGCGAUGGCAAAAAAGCAUGGCCCCGUGGGGCUGCUGCACGUGGAUGCUCACAUGGACACGGCUGACACGGCCCUCGGAGAGAAGCUCUAUCACGGGUCGCCCUUCCGCCGCUGCGUGGACGAGGGUCUCCUGGACUGUAAGCGCGUGGUACAGAUCGGCAUCCGGGGCUCCGCCAUGACCUUGGAUCCUUACAGAUACAGCCGGAGCCAGGGCUUCCGGGUGGUCCCGGCCGAAGACUGUUGGAUGAAGUCCCUGGUUCCUCUGAUGGGGGAGGUGAGGCAGCAGAUGGGAGGCAAACCCAUCUAUAUCAGCUUUGACAUUGACAGCUUGGACCCUGCCUAUGCCCCAGGGACAGGCACCCCUGAGAUUGCCGGUCUCACCCCGAGUCAGGCGCUGGAGAUCAUCCGGGGUUGUCAAGGCCUGAACGUGGUGGGUUGUGAUCUUGUGGAAGUUUCGCCACCCUAUGAUCCUUUUGGCAACACGGCCCUGGUGGCCGCUAACCUGCUCUUUGAGAUGCUGUGUGCUCUCCCCAAAGUGACAGUCGUCUGAACCUUGUGCUCCUCAAGAUAUAACGGUUGUGCUGAUGACAGUUCUUAAGAAUUUAUGCGCAAGGGAUCUGAGUACUGGAGAGUCCAUACCACUAGAACUUUGUCCCUGGGGCGCCUGGGUGGCUCAGUGGGUUAAAGCCUCUGCCUUUGGCUGGGGUCAUGGUCUCAGGGUCCUGGGAUCAAGUCCCGCAUCGGGCUCCUGCUCAGCGGGGAGC
Molecule: messenger RNA, 1387 nt
Organism: Lutra lutra (Eurasian river otter)
Lineage: Eukaryota; Metazoa; Chordata; Mammalia; Carnivora; Mustelidae
Gene: AGMAT
Product: agmatinase
Exons: 7
Coding region: 115-1173 (352 amino acids)
Molecular function (GO): agmatinase activity; metal ion binding
Source: RefSeq, a predicted model, not a curated record